AUGGCGCCUUUGACCUCUCUCCAACGCCCAUCCACGGCACCUCAUCUACCAGUCGAUCCUCUUUUCCCAUUCAGUCUCCUGUGGAAACGCUCCCAGAAGAGUCGUCGUCAGAGUCAAAACCCUCCCCAAGGGGAACCCCAGACAAAGCAAGCGGAAGACGAGUCCAACGAUGCACAGUCAACAUUAAGCAAGACAGAAACGCUAUGUGCCGAAGAGACAAUUGGGAAAAAGAAGAAGGAGCAGAGUUGA
This is a messenger RNA of Penicillium angulare, 249 nucleotides long. RefSeq lists its product as uncharacterized. The record is from RefSeq and is a predicted model, not a curated record. The transcript has a single exon. NCBI's taxonomy places the organism in Eukaryota, Fungi, Ascomycota, Eurotiomycetes, Eurotiales, Aspergillaceae. Bases 1 to 249 code for a protein of 82 amino acids.